CUGCUCCCUGCCCUCCUGGGCAGCCAGGGCAGCAAGGACGGCACCAAGGGAGCUACCCCAUGGACAGGGCCCCACAGAGACACCACCGACCAUCUCGGGAGCUGUUGGCUGCAAAGAAGACUCAUACUUCACAAAUCGAAGUAAUCCCUUGCAAGAUCUGUGGGGAUAAGUCGUCUGGGAUCCACUACGGGGUUAUCACCUGUGAGGGGUGCAAGGGCUUCUUUCGCCGCAGCCAGCAGUGUCAUGUGGCCUACUCCUGCACCCGUCAGCAGAACUGCCCCAUCGACCGCACCAGUCGGAACCGAUGCCAACACUGCCGCCUGCAGAAGUGCCUGGCUCUGGGCAUGUCUCGAGACGCUGUUAAGUUCGGCCGAAUGUCCAAGAAGCAGAGGGACAGUCUCCAUGCAGAAGUGCAGAAGCAACUGCUGCAGCAACAGCAGCAGCAGCAGCAGCAGGAGGAACAAGUGGCCAAGACUCCUCCAGCAGGGGGCCAUGGAGCAGAUACCCUCACAUACACGUUGGGGCUCCCAGAUGGGCAGCUACCCCUGGGCGCCUCACCUGACCUACCUGAGGCCUCCGCUUGUCCCCCCGGCCUCCUGAAAGCCUCGGGCUCUGGGCCACCAUAUUCCAACAACUUGGCCAAAACAGAGGUCCAAGGAGCCUCCUGCCACCUUGAGUACAGCCCAGAGCGAGGGAAAGCCGAAGGCAGAGACAACAUCUAUAGCACAGCCAGCCAGCUUACUUCUGGAAGACGUGGACUUCCCUUUGAGGGAUCCAGGCACCCUGAGCUUGGGGAAGCAGAACAGGGUCCAGACAGCCACUACAGUCCCAGUUUCUGCAGUGCCCCGGAGGCACCGUAUGCCUCUCUGACAGACAUAGAGUACCUGGUACAGAACGUCUGCAAGUCCUACCGAGAGACCUGCCAGCUGCGACUGGAGGACCUGCUGCGGCAGCGCACCAACCUCUUCUCCAGGGAGGAGGUGACCAGCUACCAGAGGAAGACCGACCUGGGCUCCAAGAGAAAAGGAGAGUGGAGCAUCUGCAGUACAAUCUGGAGCUGGCCUUCCACCAUCAUCUCUGCAAGACUCAUCGCCAAGGCCUCCUCGCCAAGCUGCCACCCAAAGGGAAACUCCGGAGCCUGUGCAGCCAGCAUGUGGAAAAGCUGCAGAUCUUCCAGCAUCUCCACCCCAUCGUGGUCCAAGCGGCCUUCCCUCCACUCUAUAAGGAACUCUUCAGCACUGAUGUUGAGUCCCCUGAGGGGCCAACCAAGUGACCUGGAGGAAAGACAACUUAACUUCCUUCAGCCUGAAGGCCCGUCUCCCUGGACUCCAUUCCCUCAGCAUCCACCUUCCUGUGCUCUGUGGAGGGUGGUCUCCCUAGGAGUGAGCAAACACUGAGACUUGUUUUCUGCCCUCCCCCGCCCCCAGGCUUGCCUGGCAGAACAACAGUAGCAGGCGAUGGAGAAAAGGCUUGCUAUGGUUGAUUUCCCAUAAGUUCCACCCUGGCUUCUGGAAGGUGUGGGGUAGAUGGGAUGUAAAGGCCUGUAGGACAAACAAGUCGAACUAAAAACAAACAGACAGGGGGAUAAAUCUGGGUACCAGGAUGAAGAGAACUCAAUUCUAGGCUCCAAAGCUCACAGAAGUCCUUCAAAUACCUCAUUGUAUUUCUCCAGCUGGGGGAGAUGGAUCUAGCUCAGAGACUGGUGGUGGCAAGCAGUCAGAAGCAAGAAUCCAGAUCCUUGAGAUUUUUCUGCCUCCCUCCUUCUUAGUUCAGUAAAGAAGUUGUUGGCUA
This is a messenger RNA of Peromyscus californicus insignis, 1791 nucleotides long. RefSeq names its product RAR related orphan receptor C (gene Rorc). The coding region runs from base 60 to 1397 and encodes 445 amino acids. NCBI's taxonomy places the organism in Eukaryota, Metazoa, Chordata, Mammalia, Rodentia, Cricetidae. The record is from RefSeq and is a predicted model, not a curated record. Gene Ontology annotation, molecular function: RNA polymerase II cis-regulatory region sequence-specific DNA binding; zinc ion binding; nuclear receptor activity. Gene Ontology annotation, cellular component: nucleus. Gene Ontology annotation, biological process: regulation of transcription by RNA polymerase II. The transcript is spliced from 8 exons.